Strigops habroptila (Kakapo) is the source of this 3392-nucleotide messenger RNA. RefSeq names its product chromosome 18 C1orf116 homolog (gene C18H1orf116). The transcript is spliced from 4 exons. The record is from RefSeq and is a predicted model, not a curated record. Lineage: Eukaryota; Metazoa; Chordata; Aves; Psittaciformes; Psittacidae. Bases 390 to 1841 code for a protein of 483 amino acids.
GCUGCCCGUAGCCUUCCGGGUGCUGCCUGUGCUGGUGCCUCAGAGCACAGCACGCAGCGACCCGGCUGCUUUGGGGCAGAACAUGAAGGUGUUUUAGGGGCUCAGCUGCCUGGAGCAGUAAGAAAAGGUGCUUUGCAUGGGUGCAAGAUGAACUUCUCUUGCUCUAAUACAGCAGUGAAGGGCUGGGGGCUCUCAGCCGUGAGCAUGUACCUGCUGAGCACCCGCACAGCCUUAUCUCCAGGGAGGAGGGUUAAUGUGUAACCCGGCUCUGUUUGGUUAGCCCAGGAAGGCAAAGAAGUGCUGGGAUAGGCACGGUCAGGACAAGGAUUUGCGCAGCGUGGAGCGACAGACGUGCUGCCAGGGUAUUGCCCCCCCCGGCAGCCUGGGAUAUGCCUAGGAAGGAGCUGGGAAUGGCUGGCUGCAACUCCGGCAGCUGCGACAGCAUGGUCAGCACAGCCUCCAACCACUCACAGCAUAGUGAUAACAGUUAUGACUACUUAUCUGUAGAAGAGAAAGAAUGUUUGAUGUUCUUAGAGGAAACUAUUGGCUCUUUGGAUGCAGAAGCAGACAGUGGGGUCUCUACUGAUGAGACUGAGUACAUGGAGCCCUCCAGGCUGCCCAGGACCCAGCCUAAGAGGGACUCCGUCACCCGGGGUUUGGAAAACGGGGCUCCGCAGCAUGCAGCUGAACAGAAGAGUAGUAAGACCCCCUCCGCCUUCCCGAGCUCAGCUCCAGCAGUGGUUCCAAGCUCAGGCUAUUACAGUCUUCCAAGGGUCGUAACUGUAGCAAAUGGAGCCUCUGACAGAAAAGCAACUGUCCGCACAGUGGAGGACCCAGUGCCAGUACAUAAAUCCUCGCAGGAGAUGGCCAAAGAGGGCAGGCUUGACCAAGCCAACAUAAGAAGCCAGAUGAAGUCCCUGGAAUCUUUGCUUGUCCAACCUCCAGAUCCCUUCCAGGAUGAGCUGCUGAGCUAUGAAUGGUCACACAGCAAUCGCUCAGAUGACAAGAGGGAAACAACCAAGGAGACCAAGACCUGGAUGUCAUGGGGCCAGCCGGAGAAAUCCACAUUGGAAGAGGCCCCUCAGGACCCUGAUACCAAGCGCGGGCCACCCACUGCCCCCAAACCACGAAAACUGCCACCAAAUAUUAUCCUGAAAACCAGCAAAAAUAGCCCAGUGGCGCUCGCCACAGAGCCCAACCAGAAGGUGAAAGCACCAGCUCCAUCCUUGGCCAGCUCUGCCAGCGAUGCCACUGCUGAAAAGGUGAAUUCAGGGCACCUCGACCCCAGGGACAGGGAGAAAGCCCGGCGGGAAGCACUGGAGAAGCUUGGGCUGUCACAGGACAAGAGGGAGCCCAGCGCCCACCUUCAACCUACCGCACAUCCCCAACCGAAGGAGGUGCCAUUCCCCAACCCUGCGGAGCCCAAAGCACGCGGUGGGGCAGUGGAGAGGCCGGUGCCAGGUGUCCGACCGAUGACCUUCAAAUCCAACACCCUGGAGCGCUCCGGGGUAGGGCUGAGCAGUUACAUGGCCAGCACCAAGGAGCAGAGUGUCAAGACCAGCAGCUCCUUGGGCAAGAUGUCCUUCAUCGAGCGGCUCGCCCCGAGCUUCCUCAGGAGCAGCCGCCCCAGGCCGGUGUCCCUUGGGACAGGGAAGGACUUUGCUGGUCUGAAAGAGCCGGGGCAGGUGGAGCAGGAGAAGACCAGCAAGCAGCGAUCCCACCUGCUGCAGAGCUUUCCCAGGCCACCCCGCUCCUCUGUCAGCGUCAAGAUUUCCCCCAAGGGUGCGACAGAUGAGAACCGGCGAGAGGCGCUGAAGAAGCUUGGUCUGCUAAAGGAAUAGCUCCUUGGGCAAUGAGGCUGCUGGAAAAGGGACUUCCCCCCCCCACCCAGAUCCAGCUGCUUUCGCUGCCUGUCCUCAGGCAGCACAACCAUAACCAUCUUUUGUUGUGAUCUCUCACCUCAGCAUCUUGGGAGAGGUACCACAAGAGGUAUUUGGAGCAUCACCGAAUGAAGUACCACCACAUGUACAUAAUAUUUUGUACAUAGCAAGUGUAUAGGAGGUAUUUAUAUAAAGCAUCACUCAGCAUGUGGAUGGGGCAUAUUCUCCUACAAGGUCUUUAAUGCAUUUGGGGAUUCAUUGAAACAGGGAAGCCAUGGAAUUGGGGGUUUGGCUUAUUUUAAAAGGCAUUACCCAUGGAUAAAGCCUCUCUGGAAAGAACUGCAGGACUCCGCUGCUCCUUUAGUAUUUUAUGGUCUUUUAUUAACUUUAUCAAAGCCUUUGAGGUCUGAGCACUCACCUGCCCCAUGCAACUGCCUCCCAAAAGCCACCACUGCCACGUUCAAACCCAUCAGACCCACGGGCAACGGAGGGGACACAGUGAUGCUCCCCAUGCACAAAUGCUCCUCGGAGGCUGGCUGGCUUCACAUCCACUGCAAGGCUACACUCACAUCCAGCCCCUGGAUAUAGCACUUAGGCACAAACAUCCAUCUUCAUUGUGAAGUUACAAUUAAGAAGCAACAAGUUGUGUUGGUGGCAGAUCCAGGAGUGCUGCCCAAAAGGAGAGAUGCAAGGCUGAGACAAGACUAUUUCAGUCCCUUUCAAACUCUCCUCACAUCUUUCAGACCCAGCUGAUGCUGUCAACGUUUAUGCUGCACACCUUUUAUGACAAAGGUGCUUUAUUUCUGUAAUAAACUUGUAUAUGAUCCAAAAAUGACUUUGUAAUACAGAGUUAUGUUGCAGUCAAAGCUCUGGUAAAGCUAAGUAAUGAGUUUAAACCUUCAGUAUGUCUUGACUUGAGGAGUGGGGGUGACCCAGACAACUGGGCAUCGCGAAUGAUGAGUCUGAACCAGAUACUUGUGCCUCUUGCAACCCAGGACCCACACGAGAUGGGAUUUUGUGCAAAUGCUUCCACUGCAAUAAGUAAAUACAAAGUCUUCCAGAGAACAUUCAGACUGGGAUGGGCGACAUGGGAGGACCUGUCAACUCCUUCCAAUCUGCACCAUCUCCUAGGUCAGUGGGGACACCUACCACAGCAGCCCUGUUAGUUGAGAAGUUCCAUUAACAGCUGAACUUGGAAGGAUCACCUUGUUUUCCUUCACCAGAAUAAUCUUUCACGUAAUCUUGGCUUUUAGAGUUGGACAUUAGAGAGUCUCUACUAAUGAACUCACUGUGAAGGUGCUGAGGCGCUGGUACAGGGUGCCCAGAGAAGCUGUGGCUGCCCCAUCCCUGGCAGUGUUCAAGGCCAGGUUGGACACAGGGGCUUGGAGCAACCUGCUCUAGUGGAAGGUGUCCCUGCCCGUGGCAGGGGGUUGGAACUGGGUGAGCUUUAAGGGCCCUUCCAACCCAUUCCAUGGUGAUAAUAAAUCAACCACCUUUGUUCCUAAUAGGCAA